UUUCGUAGCGCCAUAAUAGCGCCAUAGCGGUGUAUACUUCGUCCCGCUUGUUCCGUCGUCCGUGACGCGACGCUUACCGACGCUCGGCGUCGUUUCAUCAAAAUCUGAUUAAUGGACGAUAUAUUCCUAUCACGAUUGUCCUCUCAGUGUGUUAAAAGUGCAAAUAUACUCCGAUCGAGUGGAGCCAAGGGAAGAACGACGUGAGACGCGUGAGUGCGUGUCUUCGUGGGUGCUGUACGGACGGUAGGCAGGAAAACAUGGAGAACAGGCCGGCGCCGCUUCGUUCCAGACGAGUCUGUCGGUUUUGUCUGACAGAAUCGGAACCGCUUAGCUACAUUUAUGAAAGGGACCACAGUAAGCCGUUUCAAGUGCCGCUUACUCUACAGAUCAUGUCGUGCGUCGCCAUCGAGGUGUAUGCAGCAGAUGGAAUGCCGCAGAUGAUAUGUGGUAUGUGUCGCUGGAAUCUAGAUCGUUCUUACAAGUUUAAACUUCAGUGCAAAAAAGCAGAUGAAGCACUCAGAGCGUACCCAUUGUCUGGUGUAUUACCAAGACCAUUUCCACCAAUUCCUAACGACCCCCCUGAAAUAAAUAACAAACGACCAUUAGAACAGCGUAAAGAUCGCGAUAGGGAAAGGGAAAGGGAGAGGGAUAGAGAAAGAGAAAGAGAGAGGCAGGCAGAAAAACAAAGAGAAAAAGACGAGGAACGUGACUUUUAUGAAGAAGGACAAGAUGCAGGUAGUGAAGGUGAUCAAGACACAAACAAUGUUAAAGAAGAACGGAAAUUAGAACCAGGUGAGAUAAGAGUACAUGCAUGCGAUCAGUGUGAUCGUACUUUUCCUUUGCGUCAAGCACUUGCUCUCCAUAUACAAAGAGCUCAUAGAGAUCGUAAUUAUAAAUGUACAGACUGUGAUCGUAUGUUUUUCUCCAAAUAUGAUCUAGGGAAACACAUGACAACACAUUCGGAAGAUAAACCUUUCUCUUGCCCAAUCUGUAACAAACAAUUUUCCAGAGCAACCUUAUUGCAACGUCAUGAGAAAGUUCAUAGAGAUGAAUUACGAUACGGCUGUCAGCAUUGUGACCGUGAAUUCUUUACAACCGAAGAAUUAGAGAAACAUGAAGAUGCCGUGCACAAAAAAGAGAAACCUUUUCAGUGUAACAUUUGCAACAAACGUUUUACCUAUAAACAAGGGUUAGAACGGCAUGAGGUGCUUCACAAUGAAGACAAGACCUUUGUUUGUGAGUACUGUAAGGAAGCAUUCCAUACAAGUACAAAAUUAGCUCGUCACUUACCAACUCAUGCUGGACACAGACCAUACUUGUGCAAACUUUGCCCUCGUUCAUUCUUACUAUCUCAUCAUCUAACUAGACACAUGCGUACCCAUUCUGUAGAAAAGCGUCACGUUUGCGAAGAUUGCGGUAAAGCAUUCAAACGUAAAGAGAGCUUGGAGGUACAUCAGCUAACGCAUACAAAACGCACAGGUAUGGGGUUGACUUGUGAUGUUUGCCAGGAAUCUUGCCGAAAUAGGGCCGAUUAUGUUACUCAUAUAAAACAACAUAUUGAAGCAGGUGAAAAAAUGGGACCGGAUGGAUUACAACCAGACACUAAAACUAAACUUGAUAUAGAGUCUGAUGAAGAGGAAGAGGAAGAACAAUAUACAGACGGGGAUGAUGAUUAUGAACCACCAGCAUAUAUCGUAAAGAAACUUCCAAAACCAAAACCUGACCGAUCAGAAAGCGAAGAAGAAACAGAAAGGACAAUAAAAGAAGAAAACCAAAAAGAACAAGUAGUAUAUCUACGACGUAAAGAUGGAAAUAUGAUUAAAAAGACAAUUAAAACGUUGAUGCCUAUUCAACGUAGAGAAGUACAAGAUCCAAAAGUCAAGCAGAGUCCAAAUAGCAGUCAGUCUCAACAGGUUGUAAAGAGUUCACAAUCUAAACCGACUGAGGAACCUGCAAAGACUUCUCGUGUAGAUGAAACAGAAGCACAAGUUCAAAAAAUUGUCGCGUCUGUAUUUAAAGAACAUAAGAUUCCUUUGAAACAUCAAAAUGUUGCUCAAGAACAAGGUAAAGAGUCACCUACAUCUACAAAUCAAUCCAGACCACCAGGACAGAGUAAUCCACAAAAUCAAAUUGUUCCAAAAGAUGAGAAGUCUGAAACUCCUGCUGCAGUCAGUGGUACACCAAAAGCUGUUAGUACUAUAAAGGUGAUAAAGAGAAUCGUUGUGAGAAAACCCAGCGGGGCUACUGAAAUUCCAAUAAGUGCAUCUACAACAAAAGAUGGAGAAGUAUCAGGGAUUACUUCGGAGUUGACUAGUUCAGGUCACAAGGUUACAAAACGAGUAAUUGUUCGCAGAAUUAUUCGACAAGGAGAUACUACGAGAGAAGUUAUUAUGAAUCCUGAUGGUACAUUAAUAGAUCCAGCAGAACUGGCAAAAUUACCAACUGGUAAUGUUGUGAAGAGGGUUGUUGUCAAAAAGUCUCUUGACAAACAUUCAGGUAUUGUUCAAGCAGUUUUGCAAUCAUCCACUGAUCAACGACCAUUACCAAACGCAAUAAAGAAUACUGAUUCUGUAGUAAGUGAACCUCCAAAAUUUGAGUUAAAAACAUCUCAGCCCACAAGUACACCAUCGUCAACCCCAAAAGCGACUGCAGCAACGGUUAAGAAACCUGCAUUAACAGGGGGUGAUCGGGAAACUAAAGAGAAAUUAGAACAGUUGGAAAAGAGAGUAGAGCAACAACGCUUGAAAAUUGAAGAAUUAGAAGCACGUAAACAACAAGAAUAUGAACCUAUGGAAGAAAUGUCACCAGAACGUCAUGAUGAAUCUGAAGAUGAACAACAACUACCACUAAAAAGAGUAUUUGUGAAGAAAAAGCAAAGUAUGUAUGAUGAAGAACAAGAAUAUAAUGACAAUGAUGUGACAACCACAACGCCCGUAACAACAACGCCUAUGACGACAUCGUUCAUAACAACACCCGCAGCUACAACUCCAGUGACAUUAAAAAAAGAAGAUCAACAAGUUGAACCAGAAAAAGAAAAAAUUGAAAUUGAAUUAAAGCAGGUAGAAAAUGUACAGAAAGAAUUUACAGUUACCCCGAAAAUAUCUAUAGUUACUCCGAAAACAUCUACAAUGAGCGGUAAAAAGCCGUUGAUAACUAGUUCUAAAGUUUAUGGAAAUAAGAAAAUUAUUGUUGUGAAAACAGAAGAAGAAUCAGAAGUGGAAGAGAUGAGUCGAGAAUUAUGUAGUAUAUUAGAUUCGUCCGAUUCUGUAGUGAAGAUGCAAGAAACAGUUUUAAGCAAUCUCUCUCAAAUAUCCACUGUUCCAGAAACUCCUGCAAAAAAUUACAAUGACAAACCAAAGCCUGGUUCUUCCAACGAAAAUAAUGACACAGUAGAGAAAAAAGAUAUAAUUGGAACUGAUUCUCAAGAACAAGAUGUAAUUAUUAAACUAGAAAGUUCUGCUUCAUUGGAGGUAAUAGAGGAUUCGCCAGAAUCAGAUGUAAAAAUGGAACCUGUUAUUGAAGAAACAGUUACAACAGAACAACCCGAGCAAAACACGAAUUUAACUUUAGAUGAACAAGAUCUUUCGGAAUCCACAGAUAUUUUUGAACCCUCAGACAAUGUGUUAGAAGUUCAAAAAAAUCAAUUGGGAGAUUCUGUGAUAGAACUUGGUCACGAGACUCAUACAAUAAGCUUAAAUGAUACUAAUGACAGUCAAGAUAGCCUUGAAGAUAAACUUCAACAAAUGGAAGGUUGAAUUUGUUGAAUGUUGUUAAACAUUUGCGAAUGUUGCUUUUGAUUAGAUCGUUGAUUUAAAAUAUACAAACUCUGAUUUGAUCAGUGUGACAUUUUAAUUACAGUUUCAUAAAUUCAG
Dufourea novaeangliae is the source of this 3872-nucleotide messenger RNA. RefSeq lists its product as uncharacterized. Gene Ontology annotation, molecular function: DNA-binding transcription activator activity, RNA polymerase II-specific; zinc ion binding; RNA polymerase II cis-regulatory region sequence-specific DNA binding. The record is from RefSeq and is a predicted model, not a curated record. Gene Ontology annotation, cellular component: nucleus. NCBI's taxonomy places the organism in Eukaryota, Metazoa, Arthropoda, Insecta, Hymenoptera, Halictidae. Gene Ontology annotation, biological process: regulation of transcription by RNA polymerase II.